CUCAGGUACAGACACGCCGCGGGACCUCACCAUGGAGACGGGCUCGCCUGAGUCUCUGUACCGAUACACCGGGGCCAGCGCACCGAUACCGAUACUGAUACAAAUAGAGGGGUUUCCCCACAGGCCCUUUGAAGCAAGGAUGGGAGUUAAAAGUGAAAAGAUCAGAAACGUGGAGUAGACUGGCUUGUGCGCCGUUAGGUUCACAUGCUCUAAAUGGGACGGAGACACAUGAAGACAUGGUAUUAAAUCUUAGAAGGUUGUGAAGUUAUUAACUGUAUCCUUCCACAAAAUCUGUCUGAGGAACUUUGAGGAACCUUCAAGAAAGCUUAAGCGAUAAACCUAGAUGCGAUCGAUUACUGAGUACACGUCCGGGGCUCUCUACAUUAACAACGUGUGAGAUAAUCGUUUCAUCAGGGAAGGAAGAAGAGCAAAGAAAUGAUAAGAUGCUGUGGUGAUGACCUCUAUGUGAACGGUUAAACAGUUCUAAGAGAAGCAAGAGAGCGAGGAGAUAAGGAGAAACACUUCAUAUACAAUGUCAUUUAUCAAAGAGACCAAGAGAAGCCUGACAUGGAUUUUAGCAGAGAAGUCAUGCAGAUUGUCUUUCUUGUUCUGCUCUUCUGUAGAUUGACAGACUGCUAUAGCGUCAUCUGUGCUGGACAUUUGACAGUGGAUAAGGACAUCAUUCCUAUGGGUUCCAACCUAACUGUCCACUGUAAGUCCAACACUGAGCAGUGUAACCGACUCUUCAUCAUCGAGCUCAAUGGACAAACCAUCCUGCAGAAAAACAGCUGCUCAAGUGUGACAACACAGCUGGUGGUCACCCAGCCCAAAUUCAGCCUCCACUGCAAGGUGAAGCAGGGGAGGACAGUUCACAACGUGUGUGGACGGGACAUUGUGGCUGACCUGAUUCCAAGUGCUCCACAUAUCAAGACCAUUGAGUUCACUAAAGGUUCCUUGUCUGCCACCAUCCACUGGCAGAGCCCAGACAACAUGGAGCUUCUGAAACCCAAGCUGAGGUUCAGGAAAACAGAUGGAUCUUCAGUCUGGAUGACAGGCAAAGUGAUUCAGCAUUACAAAGGAAAAGUAAUGAUGCUGGAUGAUUUGGAGCCGCUAACUUCUUAUGAAUUCGAGCUGCGUGUCUGCACAAUCUCACUGGAGAUUAACUGCAGCCAUUGGAGUGAACCAGUCAGAAAAAACAGCUCUGGACAAGCACCUCUAAACAAGCUUGAUGUGUGGAGAGUCAUAAGAAGAAAUGAAGGGAGUGACACACUGAAUGUGACGGUAUUGUGGAAGGCUCUUUCUUCUGAAGAUUAUAAAGGAGACUUGCUGGGUUAUGAGUUGGUUUAUAAAGAGAAGAACACCACACACACUCUGAACUGCUCGGUCACUACUAUCCAGUAUACACUCCAGCUGCACCACGAGGUGACAAGGGUAAAUGUAAGUGCGGUCACAUCAGCAGGGAACUCUCCACCAGCUCCUGCAUGGCUGAUUUGUGCAGAAACCCCAGUUCCAACAUUACACUUAAGUCAAACAGCAGAGGGCAGAAUUCACCUGGACUGGAACUCGUCUCAUCAGUCCUACAUCAACAUCUCCGAGCAAACAUCAGGUUUUGUAGUUCAGUGGCAAACUAGCCCAUUCGAAGUGCAAUGGAAGAGGAUUAAAAAAGACAAAAUCUCAACAUUUAUUGAUGACAUACCACCUUGCAGUACAGUGAAUGUGUCACUGUAUGUUGAAAGCAUCGAGGGAGUAUCACGUCCUGUUUCUGGACAAAUUCUUGUGAAAGAUCGAAAGAGUCCACCUGGCCCAGGACACAAUGAUAACAAAAUACCAAAAGGGGAAUAUAUUGUACCUGAUCCAGUUAAGUCUGCUGCUGAUGGGCCUGGCGAUAUGGCAGUAAUUGGGAUCUGUGUAAUGGCUGUGGUUCCAGUAUUCAUCCUGAUAAAUCUGAUGUACCUAAAAUGUGCUCGAAAAAGAAUAAGGAAUGUAUGCAUGUCAGUGGGACCUUCUUGGCUUUUUCCAACUUUGCCAAAACUUGGAAACAGCAACGCUAUCAAACUGCUGCAGAAUGAAAAAUAUGGUUCUGAAAUAUGCUGGCAGCCACUGGACAGUGAUCCACCUUUAUCUCCAGUUGAGGACUUCAGUCCAUCUGUGGAACUGAGGGAUUGUUACCCUGUUACUCAUACAGAAGAAACCACAGACGAGAAAAGGGUUGAGCAGGACUGGGCAGUGUGUGCCUAUAAACCACAAAUCUCAAUUGUUUCUCAAAGAAUCGAGUCAGUCUCUGAAACAGCAGAAACAGAAGAAGAUGAGCAUCCUUGGCCAGUCUUCUCACCUGGCUUCUUUCCAAGUCAAGGUAUUCAUGGACCUCUGAAAAGCUGCUUGACUGUGGACGGAACACCAGUAUCUGUGGAUGUUGUUGAUGGUGUCUUUUUUAUAACUCAGAGUACUUUGGAAGAAGAUGUGUGGAGUGUGGCAGGAAAUGUGGCAUUUGCAGCGGCAGGAAAUGGUGAAGAGAACUCAUGUCAAGGCCAGACCGUGCUGCCCAAUGACUUUGUGAAGUGCUUGAGAGAACCUUCCUGUAAUGUCAGGCCUCACUUACCAAAAAGUGAGCUAAACCAGAGUUGCAUGUCCAGACAGCUCUAAAUACUUUACAGACUGAUGAGCAAUUACCACUGUACUGAGCAGUUGUUUGGGGUCAUUGUUUAAUAUCUGAACAGGAUUUUCUUCAUCAUUCGUAGACUAAGCCUAUCUGAGCUCAGUUGUGGAGAAAUGAAAAAAAAAAAACAUUAUGUUUUAUAAACUAAACUAGACUUUGUAAGGCUAUUAAAACUUUAUGGAUGUUUUUGGGACCUUCACCAGUGUCACCAGGUCAGAUAUACAACCACAGUGACACUACUUUUAGCAUUAAUUUCUGUGGUAUUUCUGUGAGGGAAAUGUAUACAGCCCUACAGGUAUUCUGUAAAUAUAAACCAUAUGGUGUCCUAAAUUCAACAAUUAUGUUUGUUUCAGAAUAUUUCAACUCCUAUUCACUACUAUUUCUGUAACUUUACCUUAGGAAUAAGGCAUUAAGAUGCUGUGAUGUAACACUGACAGUGAUUGAUAAGAGUUAGUAUAACAUUUGUUUAACACACAAGACGCUUCCAGAUGUAAUACAACAUUAUAGGUUUAAUAUGAAAAGGCUAUUUAACAAUAAGGUUUUGCAUAAGCCCAGACAUGGGCAAAAGCAAAGCAGAAACUCUAGAGUGAAGCAAAGACUUCAAAACACAAAUUAAAUCUUAAAUGGGAUGCAAAGCAAAAAUGCAGAGACAAAACUUGGUCAAAUUACAAAGUCAGACAAGGCAAACAGGAAAUAACACUGGUAACUAUAGGCAGAAUGCAAAGAAGCCAUAAAAACAAGUGCAUAUACUGUACAUACAUAUACACGGGUGAUAAUGAUCAGCACUCUGGAGAUGAUGAGCAGAAAAAACAGUUCCUGAUUUUUGGGUUGUGAUCUGGUGACCUUGAUUUUAGGCUAUGAGGGAUCUUUGAGUAAUGUACUGAAGAAAACUGACAAGGCUGAGGGAGAAUCCAGAAGUGUUACACUUAGAGACACAAAUAGAAUAGUUUGGUUCUUUUUUUUUUAAGGAGGUGAAGAUUUAAAGAAUGUAAAUACUAUACAUUUGUUUUCAUUGUUGUAUAGAUUUUACAUGUUUUUAUUUAGGUCUGUUUAGGUUGAUUAGGGACAUUUCUCAUAGUGCUGAACUGAAAAAUUUAAAUGGAAAUCAGUACUUUUGAAUAAAGGGUUCUUCAGUUGUGCAUUUCCAA
Messenger RNA from Astyanax mexicanus (Mexican tetra), 3804 nucleotides. RefSeq names its product interleukin 23 receptor (gene il23r). The transcript is spliced from 15 exons. The coding region runs from base 568 to 2643 and encodes 691 amino acids. Lineage: Eukaryota; Metazoa; Chordata; Actinopteri; Characiformes; Acestrorhamphidae. Gene Ontology annotation, molecular function: protein binding. The record is from RefSeq and is a predicted model, not a curated record.